Molecule: messenger RNA, 1540 nt
Organism: Melitaea cinxia (Glanville fritillary)
Lineage: Eukaryota; Metazoa; Arthropoda; Insecta; Lepidoptera; Nymphalidae
Product: E3 ubiquitin-protein ligase TRAIP
Exons: 9
Coding region: 185-1528 (447 amino acids)
Source: RefSeq, a predicted model, not a curated record
UUAAGCCGCCUAUGAUUGUUUACUCAUUGAAGUUUGGAUAAAAACUUGAUAUUUACACCUUUAAAAUAGAGAUUAUUAAUGGUUUUAUGAAUAUAAUGGAGCUAACGUCUCUAUCCUAAACUCUUAAUAAAUAUGGGUUGAUAAUAUGCAUUGUGUAGGGUUGUUAAAUUAAUUCAGAGGAAAAAUGCAUAUCUUGUGCACAAUUUGUAGUGACUUGGUGAAUCAAACGGAGAACAUACAUGUGACAAAAUGUGGUCAUAUAUUUCACUAUGAUUGCUUACGUGAAUGGAUAUCAAGAUCAAAAACAUGUCCGCAAUGUCGCAACAAAGUAACAGAUCGUUGUAUGUUCCGUCUGUAUCCCACGAUAUCAAACGACCCAACGGGAGUUGAUGCUACAACUUUACAGUCUCGACUUGACGACGCUCUGUUCAAACUACGGGAAAAAGACGCUAAACACAAAGAGCAACUCGAUAAAUUAGCAGAAUCCGAAGCAAGCCUUAAAACAAGUUUACAGUCAUUGGCAAAGUUACAAAAAAAAUUGGAAAGCAAAGAGUCGGCAAUAUCAGCUCUCACAGAACAACUAGCAUAUCUCAAAGUACAAAACCAAGAGACAAAUAAAUUGAGAGAAGAAAAUGAAAAUUUAAAAAAGAAAAUACAAACACUGACUGGUUUGCAAAAUGUAUUAAAUGCGACGUGUGAUGACGUAGAACAAAUGUUACAAGGCUACACAGAUAUACGGACCGUUGCAACAUUUGCUUCAGCUCUGAAAAGAGCGUUAUGUGAUACCGAGAACAAGAAAAACGAAUCUCGUGACAAAUUGCAAGCUGUCAAACAGCAGUUAGCCGCUGAAACAGACCGUGUCGCCGAUCUGCACCAUAAAUUAUUAAUAGCAGAAGAAAAACUUGCCGCAGUCAAACAGAAAUAUAAAGAUAUCAAACUCAAGAGAAAAGCUCGGGAAGUUCCCAACAAAUCCCUUAUAAACGACUUAAAAGAACCCCCCGAGAAAGAAAUAAAACCUAAUGAAGACUUGAACGGCGCUAGCGUUUUGAAUGAUACUAAUACAAGCUUAAAUAGCUUAGUAAACAGAAUAGAAAAUGCAGGUUCGCCGUACUUAAACCUAAAGCAGAGCAAUUUAGCUUUAACUACAUUACAAAGACAUCCAACACAUCCAUUACCUGAGAGAAACCUAAAGCCCUCAGAAUAUGCAUUACUAAGUUCAGCUCGAAACGUCACAAGCAAACCAACCAUACCGAGCACAUCGAAAACAAGCAUAUUUCAUAAAAAAGAACCACCAAAGUUACAAUUUUCACAAGAAAACGACCCCAAUUUAAGUUUGGCAAACAUAUCAUACGACGGUCUCGGAGGACACUCAAAAUUAGAUACGUUCCCUGUUCCAAACAAAAGACAGCCUCAAUGGCAAAGUUUUGUUCCAAAACUAUCGGCGAAGCAUAAAUUAAAACGACCCAAUCCAGUUGGUAAUCACGAUAUAAGCAUAAUGUUACAAAAGAAGAACAAGACAUCUAAUUAAAGAUAAAGAAAA